UCAUCUUCUCCGUCGCACACACACGUACAGAAACAAAAAUCCCUUCUCUCUUCCCUACUUGUUCCUUUCCAUGUUCAAAUAGCUGCCCAAAAUUACCUCUACCAGUUCUGUGCAAACACUUUCUUCCCCAAAAAUAGCAUCUACAGUUCCAACAUCAACAUUCUCCUCUCUUCCCUUUCCUCCAACGCGACCGGCAACAUCGAAUUCUACAACACCGCCGGCCAAACUACCUCCAACCGCAAGCCCCCCUUUGCCCCUUUCAAGCGACGAAACAACCCCCCCUUUCCCCCCGGCUUUGAUCUGAUCGGCCUUCUUGGAGGCCUCGGCAGCCAGAUCCUUCGAUUUCUUGGUGGUUUCUACUACCAAGUCGGAAAUGGCGACGGAGCUCGCAAGGGUCUGGGAUCCCUUCGCCGCUUCUUCUGCGAAGCUUUUCGAUCUCUUCCAUUCCAUAUGUCUUCCAUGGCUCUCCGCAAGGAGUCAGUAAAAGGAUGGAUCCCUCCAGUUCAUCUCAAUCUCAAGUAUUGGUUAAUGCUAAUAAGUCCGAGCAAACAAAAGCCAUCACUAGCAUGGAUUGUGAUUCCUACAAUGCUGCAGCAGAAGGCAAAAUCAAGGUCUUCAAAGAUAUGAUUGCCAAUCACCAGUCUCUUGACCUCCUACUAACCCCAAAUAAAAACACAGUCCUCCAUAUUUACAUUGCAGCCCUAAAUUCAAAAUCCAAAUCAAUAACCCCUAUUGCAGGAUCAGAAUCAACAACCACCAUCAAUGUAGGAUCGGGAUCAACAACCAACUUUGUUGAAAAAAUUCUUAAAAUGUGUAACUCACUCCAUGUUUACAUCAAAUCCCUCAAUUUUGGAUCCAAAUCACCAACCCCCAUUGCAGGAUCGGAAUCAACAACAACGUCCCUCAAUGUAGGAUCAGAAUCAACAACCAACUUUGUGAAAGAAAUUCUUGAAAUGUGUCCGCCAUUGUUACGGCAAGCCAAUGUCAAAGGUGAAACUCCAUUGCACAUUGCGGCAAGGUACGGGCAUGAUGACAUAGUGAACGUUCUAAUCGAAAAUUGUGCCCAAACUCUCCCAGACCUUGAAGGCGGGAUUGAACCAGUAAAGCAAAUGCUGAGGAUGGCUAACAUAGAAAAAGACACAGUUUUUCACGAGGCUGUACGUUAUAAUCACUUUGCGGUUGUAAAAUUGUUGAUCGAAAAAGACUCUAAUUUUUCAAAUUCUGCUAAUGAUGUUGGUGAGACUCCACUUUACAUAGCUGCAGAGAGAAAGUUUGCAGAUGUGGUCUUCGAAAUUUUAAACAAAUGCACAUCACCAAUGCAUGAUGGACCCCUCGGUAGGACGGCUUUGCAUGCUAGCAUAUUAAAUUAUCGUUCAGGUAUCACCAAGAGAAUUCUGGAUAAAAUUGAAGGAAUAAGUAGAAUAGCUGACAAUGACGGUUGGACUCCGCUUCACUUCGCUGCAUACUUCGGCGCAAGUGACAGAGCAAAGAUGUUGUUGGAUAAAGAUAGAGAUGUAGCAUACAUGAAGGACACAAAGGGAAGGACAGCUCUUCAUAUUGCAGCUCAACGUGGUAAUGAUGAUAUAAUGUCUUACAUUGUAUCAAGGUGUCCAGAUUGUUGCGAACUGGUUGAUAACAGAGGUUGGAAUCUACUCCAUUUUGCUUUCAAAAUAGAGUCCCUGUACGGCUUCGAGAGGAUUAUCAAAAUCAUCCUAGAAAAUUGGUUUCUCAGCAACUUUUUGAAUGAGAAGAAUGUCGAUGGAGAUAUACCUCUUCAUUUUUAUUCCGAUAAUUAUGAGCGAACAGCAAAGAAUUUCGUUGGUCACCCUCGACUCGACAUGAAGGCUUUCAAUAAAAAAAACCUUUGCCCAGGGGACAUCGCUUCUCAUAAUUUUGAAAAAUUCUCAGAAGAAAAGCGAUCUGAGAUUAUAAAGGGAGGAUUGUUCAACUUUCGAACCCAGCGAGUAAUAGCUUACAAAUAUGAUGAUACCACAAUACUAGAGAAGUGGAAGAAGAAUGAGGAGGAAAAGGAAAGGAAGGACAAAGAGAGGAUAUCAAUGUUGCAGAAAGCAUCUGAAGCCCAUUUGGUAGUGGGUGCACUCAUUACAACGGUGACGUUUGCGGCAUGUAUUACCAUGCCUGGAGGAUUCGUGGGUAGUGAAGAAGGCUCAUCGCACCCAGGCUCUGCACUUCUCAGAAAAAAUAUUGCUUUCAGCGCAUUCAUUUUUACAGAUACUAUAUCCAUGGUGUUGUCAAGUUCUGCUGUCUUUAUCCACUUAUUGAUGCCAUUUCUUUUCAAUGAUCGUUAUUACGAUAAAGAGUUACAAACAUAUUCCCAUGAAGAACGUCGUGAUAAACUUCUCUAUAUGGCCUUCAGGUUGAUUUUGUGGGCCAUGAUAGCAAUGGUGUUGGCAUUUGUGACGGGCACAUAUGUUGUGUUAGUGCCUUCCUUGGGUCUUGCCAUUCCCAAUUGUAUCAUUGGCUUAACCUUCCUCGCUAUCCUCCUUUUUGUGUUUCGUAAAGGUAUUUACUUAUCCUCCUUCGAAAUCCUCCAUUUAUUAACUGGAAAAUUUAAAGAUAUGUAAAGAGUCGAACACUAUGCUAAAAUUGUUAUUGUUUUAGUGGAAGUUUGUUUAGUUUUCUUUAA
This is a messenger RNA of Alnus glutinosa, 2647 nucleotides long. RefSeq lists its product as uncharacterized. The transcript is spliced from 4 exons. Lineage: Eukaryota; Viridiplantae; Streptophyta; Magnoliopsida; Fagales; Betulaceae. The coding region runs from base 489 to 2585 and encodes 698 amino acids. The record is from RefSeq and is a predicted model, not a curated record. Gene Ontology annotation, cellular component: plasma membrane. Gene Ontology annotation, molecular function: protein phosphatase regulator activity; protein phosphatase 1 binding.